Messenger RNA from Strongylocentrotus purpuratus (purple sea urchin), 2370 nucleotides. RefSeq lists its product as uncharacterized. The transcript has 2 exons. The record is from RefSeq and is a predicted model, not a curated record. Bases 1104 to 2312 code for a protein of 402 amino acids. Lineage: Eukaryota; Metazoa; Echinodermata; Echinoidea; Camarodonta; Strongylocentrotidae.
UAGAAUAUAACGGUACCAUCACACUAUGACAUAUUCUCAAUGUGCCCACUCAACUGAAAUACUUCCUCCUCAUCUUUUGUCACAGGCUCUGAUUUAUUUGCUUUUACAAACAAGCUUGGGUUACAAGGGGCAGUUUAUAUAAUGAUUGAAAUAGUGAAAGGAAUGCCCUGAACAAUCGUUGUGUUUCUUUGGACCUGGUGUUUAUCUCCCCACUGGCUAGCACCCUAGUGACAAUUGACGAACUGGAGGAGGGGAUUAAACACAAAGCCCCGAGUGGGAUUUGAAAGCUCAACAAUUCGGCAAGAUACUUUCGGCUCUAGAAAUUUGCAGAGAUGGUCAGUUGCGAAACAGGAGAUAUUGCUGAGUCAGACGUACCAAUUAAUGGUACUGUUGUCUGGUGAACUCAUCAACUACCUUUCUGCAAUUAUUUUUUGAAGGCUAAGAACAUGAUUCAUGAUGCCGGCCGGCACCUCUAUAAAUCACAACUGGCUAUAAAUGUGGAACAUUCAUGUAAACAGACAGAGAGCUAUGAAACAUUCAGACCACUCAGAAAGUCAUAAAUUCUGUAUGUUUGAUGCAAUUUUCUUGCACAUAGUGGAAUGUUCUUGGAACAAUAAACACAUGAGAUGCUCAUUUCAUCGAGGAAGCAACCUACUGGGAGUGGAACCCUUACAUCAAUUUUCUUUCGCCUUCAAUCCACAGCCGAUAAAAGACUGAUGACGGAGGGAAGAGCACUAAACUGCUUAAUAAGUCAAGCCAUUUGAAAAUCAUCUAUCUAGAGCACUGGGAAAUCAUUGGAGUUAUUUUGGAUGCAUUUGUUACAUACCUGUAUUAAAUGCAAGGACAUUGAAAACAGUGAUUGGAUUCUUAACAGAUUAUCAAUCUAAAACUCUUCAGUUUACUGCAAAAACAUCUGAAGAAACCCUCCUGCAUGUACGGGUCUGGACUUUGGAGCCUUUAGGAAAACCAAAAGAACUGGAAAUUUAACAAUGCGUGCCACUAUCUCUGUAAUGUUUGUAUUGUGCUGUGAUUACUCCCAAUUGCUACCCUUGAAUUAAUCUUGUAAACCUUUUACAGACAACAAACACUGAUAAGGAACCGAAAUGGCUGCUAUAAAAGAGGAGAGCGAUGAAGAUGUAGAAUCAUUAUCAGAGUCAGAGUUUUACUCUGUCGUCAGUGGUUCUGACACGUCCAUCGAGUUUGCGUUACCUCCGAUCGGGAAUAAGCAAAGUAGGGACCAUCAGAAUGAAAGGAAAAGAGAUGAUUGCAGUACCGUGACUUCACAGAGUAUUGGUCGUUUUCCGCGGGGACGAAGAGCUAGCUGUCCAGCUAUCAUGGGUUGGGACAAGGAUCAUCUGAAGUACUUGGUGGCAGGCUCCAACACCUUGCCAGAGCCUGUGGUCGCACGAGCCUACCAGUCGCUCCUCAGCCAUACAGAGCCUAUUCUCAAGCAGAACAAGCCAAAGGAGAAGCGGGUUCUCUCCUACUACGACUAUGUGCCUAGUCGGAAAGUGUACAAUGAACAGGAUCAGUUCGCGAGGGAUCAGGAUCGUCAUAUGCUCAAGUGGGAGCUGAUGAUCGAGGAACGCAGGAGGCACCAAGAGGCUAUAGCCAUGGAGAAAGAACUGCUGGGUGACGACUAUGACGAUCAUGAGGAUGGUGAGAAGGAGGAGGAAGAGCUUGAAGACAUCAUGCUGAAGCGGAGACUGCGGAGGCUUCACGUCACGGACAGUGCCUACCAGGGUUUCUUCCCUCAGAUGGACCUCUACGACUUCGGUCAGCGGGAGAAGGAGCGUCAGAAGCAGGCUCAAGCCAACAGUGUCCAGGGAAAAGGGAGGGUACAGAGGAGAGGGAGUGAGAGCCAUCUGAAGCGCAGAGACAGCAAACCCGGACCCAAUGGACAACGGCAGUUGAUCAGAAGAGAGUCCUUCAGUAAUGAACUCAAUCAGACUAAGAAACUUGAGAGGACGAACACGCAAACUAAAAUCAAUCCACUGACACCGAGCCAGUCCUCUCAUCAACACCGCUUCAUCAGCACUGCACAGCCUCAAACAACGCAGAACAAAUCAGGAACGCAAGAAAUGCAAUUUAACGUCUUGAGUGCCAUGAGGUCGCGUUUCCCUGAAGUGCGUAGGACCACCAGUGGAAUGACGGACGCACCUAUGGCACAAGGAAAACUUAGACAGGAGCCAUUGACAGCUCCGGCAUCGACAAAGUUUAGAAGGAAACGUACAAUGUCACUUGGGAAUACAUCUGUACUCAUGCCUUUGAGAUUGGCUGAGUCUCUUCAACAAGCUCAAGAGCAAAAGUAGCUGUCACAGCUGGGGUGUUUCACAAAGAUCCUAAGUUGGGCUUAGAAAUUAUGGAAAG